Molecule: messenger RNA, 297 nt
Organism: Nicotiana attenuata
Lineage: Eukaryota; Viridiplantae; Streptophyta; Magnoliopsida; Solanales; Solanaceae
Product: 60S ribosomal protein L26-1-like
Exons: 3
Coding region: 1-297 (98 amino acids)
Biological process (GO): ribosomal large subunit biogenesis; cytoplasmic translation
Cellular component (GO): ribosome; cytosolic large ribosomal subunit
Molecular function (GO): RNA binding; structural constituent of ribosome
Source: RefSeq, a predicted model, not a curated record
AUGAGCCCACCCUUAUCCUCCGACUUACACACCAAGUACAACGUACGAUUAAUGCCGGUAAGAAAAGACGACGAUGUUCCGGUAGUACGAGGAACAUACAAGGGACGUGAGGGUAAAGUUGUCCAAGUUUAUCGCAAGAAAUGGGUGAUUCACAUUGAGUGUAUAACACAUGAGAAGGUUAAUGGAUCCACAGUUAAUGUUGGUAUUCACCCAUCUAAGACUGUUAUUACUAAGCUUAGAUAUGACGCCAGGCUUGAUAAGGACCGUAAAUCUUUGAUAGAUCGUAAGGCUAAUUGA